Molecule: messenger RNA, 509 nt
Organism: Chara braunii
Lineage: Eukaryota; Viridiplantae; Streptophyta; Charophyceae; Charales; Characeae
Source: the annotation of a GenBank genome assembly
UUCGACUUCCCCGCCCCUUUCCACUACCGGCAGCAGCGGACCAGCGACGAGAGCAGGCCGAGGCUGGAGCGAUCAACCAACUCCCGUGGACCGCCUGCUCAACACUGCAGCAGCGAGAGAUGGGGUAUGCCGCAACGCUAAAAAAAUGGCACUUCACACCGACGGAGAGUAACAGCAGCCCGCCGGAGGGUGACAAGACCAAGGAGGAGAUCUCCAUGAUGAUUGCGGAGCUCGUUGCCACGUGCAAUUGGCAGCAGCAGGAGCUGCAGCGCUUGGCACGGGUGAUUGACAACGACUGGGACUGGCAAGAUGGCACCACCUGCGGCUUUCAUACCCGCAUCGAGGACUUGGAGAAGAGGGAUGCCGUCAAACCUGGCAGCGGACCUAGUACAAGCCAGUUGUUGACACGACAGCUGAAGCAGCGGAUUGACCAACUGACCAUGCGGUAGCCACGACCGGCGACCUUGGCACGUUCACAAGACCUGCGACAAUCAACCAGCAACUAACUG